Molecule: messenger RNA, 4278 nt
Organism: Lachancea nothofagi CBS 11611
Lineage: Eukaryota; Fungi; Ascomycota; Saccharomycetes; Saccharomycetales; Saccharomycetaceae
Source: the annotation of a GenBank genome assembly
AUGGACAGUCCAUUGUCCAAAAAGCAGAAAACUCAUGUAAAUCAAAGCGAUGAUUCCUCUCAAGCCGAAGAAUCUCCGGACGUGACAAGAGCCUCAAGAUCAAGAACCCCCAGAAAGCUAGUAUUGGGCUCUCCAGACAAGAGAUUUGCGCUUUCUCAGCCUGUAAGUUCUUCUUCAAAUGUGCCAUUCCUUCAGCCCUUGAAGGACGAGCUUCCGAGUUCCAGAGGUCGUGUUUAUUCGCAAUCGCCUCCAAGAUCACCAAACAGAUCUCCAACGCGGAAGUUGGAGCUGAUACAGCUUUCGCCAAUGAAAAAAUCAAGGCUCGAAAUGCAAAAACUUCAAGAGUCUCGUAAUGAGCUAGAAUCCAUCGAACGUUUAUGCAUAAGCCGCCUCGUUUUACAUAAUUUUAAAUCCUACGCCGGGACGCAAGUUGUUGGGCCAUUUGAUUCUUCGUUUUCCGCUGUGGUGGGUCCCAAUGGAUCCGGAAAGUCUAAUGUCAUUGAUUCGCUCCUUUUUGUGUUCGGCUUCCGCGCCAACAAGAUGCGCCAGGGCAGAUUAUCGGAAUUGAUUCAUAAGUCAGAAGCCUUCCCCGAUCUCAACUACUGUCAAGUUGACAUACUUUUCCAGUAUGUCCAAGAUGAACCCGACGGGAGUACUACCGUGAAGACCAGUAAGCCAGAGCUCGUCAUCUCCAGAAAGGCUUUAAAGAACAACUCAUCGAAAUAUUACAUUAAUGGGAAAGAAGGCACUUUCACCCAAGUAACGCAACUCUUGAGAAAAGAGGGCAUAGACAUGGAUCAUAAAAGAUUUCUAAUCUUGCAAGGAGAGGUUGAAAGCAUUGCACAGAUGAAGCCAAAAGCAGAAAAAGAAAGUGAUGAUGGGUUACUGGAAUAUCUCGAGGAUAUCAUUGGUACUGCGAAAUACAAACCGCUCAUAGAACAAGUGCUGAUCGAAAUCGAACGGCUAAAUGAAGUUUGUCAAGUGAAAGAAAACCGAUUUGAAAUUGUUGAACGCGAGAAGAGUUCGUUGGAGUCAGGCAAAGAUGAAGCACUUGAGUUUCUUGAAAAGGAGAAAAGACUUACUAUUUUACGAAGCAAAUUAUUGCAGUACAGACAUUGGAAAAACGACGAUAAACUUCUCAGUACAAAAAACAAGAAAGCGGUACUUGAACAAAAGUUAGCUCGGGAAAAGGAGAAAUACACAAAGCAACAAGAAGAGCUGAAAGAGCUGGAAGACGGUAUUGGUUCUAUUAAACGAGAUCUGAAAUGCCACCGAGACAAAGAGAAUACCGUCAUGGUGAGGAAACGCAACUGCGACCGCGAAAGGGUGUCAUCUGAAGAAAAACUAAAAAAUCUUGAACAGAAGAAGGUGAAAUGGGGUAAAUCUCAACAAGUCAUAAAAGCUUCUAUACAGACUACGGAAGCAAAGUUGAAAGAGCUCUUGAGAGAUCAAGAAGAGCUCUCUGCCGAGUUUAAAGAGUUGAACGAAAGCCUGGCAGUGGAAAAAACCAAAUUGAAUGAAAUCAAGCUCUCUCUGCGAGACAAAACGGGUACUAUUUCGGAACAAAUCGGAAGUAUCGAGAGUGACUUGGAACCGUGGAACGUGCAACUUCAGGCUAAAAGAUCUCAAAUAAAGUUGGAAGAGACAACAAUUUCAGUGCUUAAGGAAUCCCACGCUAAAAUAGCUCAGGAGAUUAAAUCUACUGAAGACGAAAUUUCGAAUUUUCACCAGAACACCGCUGAACAUCAUGCAGUCAUUGCGUCGCUAGUCCAGGAACAAACUGAAGUCAGGAAACAGCUGACUAUGGGACAAAGUGAGUGUGAUAAUGCGUCUAUCAAAAUAAAAGAAAUGAAAUUAGUACUCACUGCACACCGUCAACGUAGCGUUGAUGCCCGGUCGUCGCUAUCGACUUUCGAGAAUAAGAACAAGGUGUUAGCAGCACUACACCGUUUACAAAACUCUGGUCGCAUUUCUGGCUUCCAUGGCCGCUUGGGAGAUUUAGGAACUAUUGACGACAAGUACGAUGUUGCAAUAUCAACUGCUUGUCCGCGACUUGAUGAUAUCGUGGUAGAGACAGUGGAAUGCGGUCAACAGUGUAUUGAAUAUUUGAGGAAAAACAAACUUGGGUAUGCGCGAUUCAUUCUGCUAGAUAAGCUACGAUCAUAUAACUUACGUGCGAUAGCAACACCCGACGGUGUACCUAGGCUCUACGACUUAGUCCGACCAGCCGAUGAGAAAUUCCGAAGCGCUUUCUAUAGCGUUUUGAGGGACACGCUGGUAGCAAGGGAUUUGCCCGAAGCUAAUCGGGUGGCUUACGGUAAACAAAGGUUCAGAGUGGUGACGCUGGAUGGUAAAUUAAUCGACAUUUCGGGUGCAAUGAGUGGUGGGGGUAAUUAUAAAGCUAGUGGGAUGAUGAAAUCAAAACGUCAAGAAAGCGUCGGGACUUACACAACAGAAGAAGUCGAACAGAUUGAUAAUGAACUCGCAGAGAGGGAAAAGAACUUUCAGAUCGCAACAGAAACACUUCAUGAAAUGGAGGAAGCACUUCAAGGACUAAAGGAUCGGGAGCCUGAAAUUGGAUUGAACAUAUCUAAAAGAGAAAUGGAUAUCGACUCAUUGUCCUUGGAAAUAAAAUCGGGCGAACUGAAACUAAUUACUCUUCGCAAAGAACAUCAGCGAAGGGAGUUAUCUGAUCAUGAACUAAAUGAAGCAGAAUCCAAUCUAACAAUUUUGAGGAAGGAGUGCAAAGAACUAGAGGAAGAGAUGAAGUCCAAAAAAAAUGAAAUUAAAAAGCUUCAAGAAGAAAUAAUGCGCAUAGGCGGUACGAGUUUGCAGAUUCAAAACUCGAAGGUUGAUUCAAUAUCACAGCGUCUUGAGAUUAUCCUGGCUAAACAGAAAAGAGAUAGGACAGCUCUGAAAAAAGCUGAAAGUGAUGUGAAGCGUUUUCGAAAGCAGGAAGAGGAGCUCGCUAGAGAUGUCGAAACUUGUAGCGGGGAAUUGAGUAAGAUAGCAAAUUCUCUUUCUGCUUCUGAGGCAGAAAUUUGUGAACUGAACAAAAACCUUGAAAAGCUAGCAAGCGAUAUCGAAGAUUCCGAAGAGCACAUGCGGCAAGCGGAAGAGUGUCUAAAAGAAAAAUCGAGUGAAGACAACGGAUUCAAGGUCUUAGAGGUUGACCUCAAUAAUCAGCUUGAAAAGCUCAAUGACUUGAUUAGACAUGUAGAAAAGGAGGGGUAUUUGCUUCAAAAAGAAAUCGACGCAUUAAAAAUUCGAGACGUCACGACAACGCUACAGAUGUUAGAUGAAGACAUUCUUCCGCAAAACUACCUUGAAGCAACACUUGGAAGCUCGAAGAGCGAUAAAAAGGAUGCUUCCGAUGAUCACAAUAUAGGCGCCAUGGAUCUUGAUGAUUCGGAAGAACUUGGGACCGCCUCAAGAGAUCUCGAAGCAAAAGCCGGUAGUGUCGAUGGCGAUAUGCAAAGCGACGAUGAUAUGCAAAGCGAUGAUGAUAUGCAAGUCGACGAUAAUGUGCAACCUGAUCAUGAUAUGCAAGUCAAAGACUCUAACGGAAAAGCACAUGUCGGAUUGGCCAAGUUGAUUCAGCCACAGCUCGAGGCUUUAAACGUGGAGGAAAUUGAGCUGGAAAUGGGACAGCUCGAGGAUUAUCUCGAGAAUGCCCACGCUAACAUCGAAGUUCUUGAGGAAUACGCCAAGAGUCUCGUGGAUUUCCGAGCUCGGAAGCUGGAUCUCAAUCAAGCUGUGCAGAAACGCGACCAGAUACGUCAGAGUAGUGAAGACCUGAAAAAGAACAGGCUCGAUGAAUUCAUGAAUGGCUUCAACACAAUUUCUUUGACAUUAAAGGAAAUGUAUCAAAUGAUCACAAUGGGUGGUAACGCUGAACUAGAGUUAGUAGACAGUUUAGACCCAUUUUCAGAAGGCGUCCUUUUCAGCGUGAUGCCUCCGAAGAAGAGUUGGAGAAAUAUUUCCAAUCUCAGUGGUGGAGAGAAAACGCUGAGUUCUUUGGCGCUCGUGUUUGCCUUGCAUAAGUACAAGCCAACGCCUCUGUAUGUGAUGGACGAGAUAGACGCGGCGCUUGACUUUAGAAAUGUCUCUAUUGUCGCAAAUUACAUUAAGGAGCGAACCAAAAAUGCUCAAUUCAUUGUAAUCUCGCUUCGUAAUAAUAUGUUUGAAUUGGCGCAACAACUAGUGGGAAUCUAUAAAAACAAGAACAUGACAAAGAGUGUGGCACUGCGAAAUAAGGACCUAAUAGAUAGGAAUUAA